Molecule: messenger RNA, 1709 nt
Organism: Prosopis cineraria
Lineage: Eukaryota; Viridiplantae; Streptophyta; Magnoliopsida; Fabales; Fabaceae
Product: pectin acetylesterase 8-like
Exons: 13
Coding region: 271-1473 (400 amino acids)
Biological process (GO): cell wall organization
Cellular component (GO): plant-type cell wall
Molecular function (GO): pectin acetylesterase activity
Source: RefSeq, a predicted model, not a curated record
CGUUGUUUCUUUCGCCUUUCUUCCUCACACAUGGAAACUUCAUUUCAACUUCAUCACUGCUGUACACUCCGACUCGGUCCUUAAAUUUGCUUUAAUCAGCUCGUCACAUUCCUCUUUUCUAUUCGAGCAUUUUCUAAAGCCUUAUCCUGAGCUCGGUUUCUUUCCCUUAGUUCCCUUAUAUCUUGCUGGUUGGGCAUCCCAUUCAGCACCGUCCAUUUGGAAUCUGCUGGUUGCGAGCUUUGCAAUCCUCCUUUUUUCGUUUUCUUUCGAAUGGAUAGUGCAAGAACGAGUCAGGUUUUGAAAUUGAAUAUUCUAGUAUUUCUAUUGAUCUUGCUGAAAGCAGAAGGCUUCUUUGUACCAAUCACUUAUAUUGAGAAUGCAGUGGCUAAAGGAGCUGUUUGUUUGGACGGGAGUCCACCAGCUUACCACUUUGAUAAGGGUUUUGGAUCAGGGAUUAACAACUGGCUCAUACACAUUGAGGGAGGAGGAUGGUGCAACAAUGUCACCACGUGCCUUUCCCGAAAGAGCACUCGCUUAGGUUCUUCUAAGCAAAUGGCCAAGCAGGUUACCUUCUCUGGAAUUCUAAGCAACAAGGAAAAAUUUAAUCCAGAUUUCUACAAUUGGAAUAGAAUCAAAGUUAGGUACUGUGAUGGUGCGUCAUUCACCGGUGAUGUGGAAGCUGUGGAUUCAGAUACAAAUCUUCACUUCAGAGGAGCAAGAGUUUUCGUUGCUGUCAUUGAGGAUUUACUGGCUAAAGGAAUGAAAAAUGCUCAAAAUGCUAUCCUCUCUGGCUGUUCAGCUGGAGGAUUGACUUCUAUAUUGCAUUGUGAUCGCUUUCGAGCUCUAGUGCCUGCGGGGGCUAAAGUGAAAUGUUUUUCAGAUGCUGGUUACUUCAUUAAUGCAAAGGAUGUCUCAGGAGCACAACAUAUUGAACAAUUUUACAGUCAAGUUGUUGAAACACAUGGUUCAGCUAAAAAUUUACCUCGAUCCUGCACUUCAAGACUCAGCCCAGGACUCUGCUUCUUCCCACAAUACGUGGCACCACAAAUCACUACCCCGAUUUUCUUUGUAAAUGCAGCCUAUGACUCAUGGCAGAUAAAAAACACCUUGGCACCGGGUGUCGCUGAUCCCCACGGCCACUGGCAUAGCUGCAAACUUGAUAUAACCAAGUGCUCACCCGAUCAAAUUGGUAUCAUGCAUGGUUUCAGGUUGGACUUUUUGAAGGCAUUGACCGUUCUGGGCAACUCUCUGUCGAAAGGAAUGUUUAUAGACUCUUGCUAUGCCCACUGCCAAACAGGAACGCAAGAGACAUGGCUAAGAAGUGACUCUCCAGUGCUGCACAACAGAACAAUUGCGAAAGCAGUAGGAGACUGGUACUUUGAACGAAGUCCUUUCCAUCAGAUUGAUUGCCCCUACCCAUGCAACCCCACUUGUCACAACCGUGUUUUCGAGUCGGACCAUCCUACAGUGUAGAUUCAUUUCAUGUCAUAGUAUAUCAUCGUUAUGAACUGUACUCAGGCCUAAUUAGCUUGAUCUUGAAUAAGAAAAAAAUGUGUGAUUUAUAUUUUAUAAUUUAUCAAGCCAUCAAGGUAAGUAGAGGCUGCCACUGCACUAGGCUUGUUUGCUGGGUGUCCUCCAAUGAUUGUUCAAUGUUACAACUUCCGUAUUCCUAAAUCUUAAUAGAAUUUAUUCGUUCUAUGUUGCUACUA